GCAAUUUUACCAAAGGUCUGUCAUCCCUUCCUGUCUUUUGCACAGUGGACACUAGAGGAAGAGAAUGGCAAAGAGAAGAUGAAGGAUCCCUAUGGCUUCAAGUUGGCUGAGGACAUCCCAUCAUUAGAGGUGGCACAGGCACAAAGCGGGAAACAGGAGGAAAGAGCCAUUUUAUCCUAUUUUGAAGUCGUUUUCUGGAGGUCACUGACUGUCAGAUCACAAAAGCUCAGUUCAGAGCUGUUGUAUUUGGUGGCACUGAAUUUGGACAUGAAGAUCUUUUCCCUUUUCCUUGCUGUUCUUCUCUUAAUGCUCCAAGGCUCUUCAGGUUUCAUGCGUGCACCUAAUAACCAUGUGCAAUGCAAACAGGCUGGGGGUACCUGUUCUGCUGACCACUGUCCUCUACCCAAUACGAGAUUCUUUGGACGUUGCCAGCAAGGAGUCCCUUGCUGUCGGACUGUGUAUGAUUAGUUGGUAUCUCAGUUGGGCUAAGGAGAGCUUUUGGCAGCUUAAGAGAUGCAUCAUACCAUCAGAAAAUCUGGAAUUUUGAGCUGAAAAUACCCAUUUAACACACACGUGCACACACAAAAACAUGAACAACAACAGAAAGAAAACUAACUCCUCCACAAACAAAAUUAAUGACCUGAAGAAAUUCCAAAGCAAUUCUUGAACCAACCAGGAAAGACCAACAUUUCUCAUUUUUCUAAAAUGUUUUUUUCUGUUAAAACUGUGGCCACCAACAUCUGUCCCAGAGAGAGGAUUACCAACAUGCAGAAGUCUGUUGCCAUGAGAGGAAGCAAAACAGGUUCUUCCUUUGCCCCUCAGAACAGAUACUCAUUAUUUUCUUUCCUUUUUUUGAUUUAGUAGUAAUGUGAAUAAUGCUAGCAGACAAAGUCUCCAGGGAACAUCAAAUGUUCAGCUGGAGUGUUCAUAUUUCAUAACCUACAUAUCUCAAUAAAUGUUAAUAAACUUGCUCCAGAAGGAUUGCAUUUGA
This is a messenger RNA of Falco peregrinus (peregrine falcon), 991 nucleotides long. Its product is annotated as gallinacin-8-like. The transcript is spliced from 5 exons. Gene Ontology annotation, biological process: innate immune response in mucosa; defense response to Gram-negative bacterium; defense response to Gram-positive bacterium. The record is from RefSeq and is a predicted model, not a curated record. Gene Ontology annotation, cellular component: extracellular region. Bases 79 to 468 code for a protein of 129 amino acids. Lineage: Eukaryota; Metazoa; Chordata; Aves; Falconiformes; Falconidae. Gene Ontology annotation, molecular function: CCR6 chemokine receptor binding.